CCUAGCGCAUACCACGUAAUAACGUUUGAAGCCUGAGCAAAGAAACAAUAUGGCCACCCGCCAAGCCACCGCGGCCGCCACCCUCGCGUUCCUCGUCGUCGCCGCGGCCACCGUCUCCGCCGCGGCGGCGUCACGCAAGGUGCUGCAUUGGAAGGACUACCUGGGCUGCCCGCGGGACGCCGUCAAGUUCGGGGCCUGCGUCGCCGCGCUCGGCGCCGCGGGCCUGCAGGCCGGCGCGCAGCUCGGGACCAAGUGCUGCGACGUCGUGCAAGGGCUCGCCGCCGCCGAGGCCGCCGCCUGCUUCUGCACCACCAUCAAGGAGACCGUGCUCGGCAUCCCCACGGAGUGGACCGUCGGCGUCGGGGCCCUGGCCAGCGCCUGCAAGACGGAGCUGCCCGACGGCUUCAAGUGUGUCUGACUGACAAUGGUCACGUUUCACUAGUGCAUGCACACACACACACACCUCUAUUCCUCACUGUGGGCUAUGGCUAGCUCUUGCUGAGUUGCUGUUGAUGUGAAACCUUAUUCGGUUUUCCUGUUCAAACUAACAUCGCAUUGCAUCACUGUCCUUUGCCCUAUAUGCAGGUUUUGUCAAAUGUUUUUUUUAAAAAAAAGGUUUUGUCAAAUGUGUAGCCGUUAAAUUUAAUUUGUUUGUUCUGCAUGACAUGAAGAGUCACUCGAUUGCUGUAAAAUACAUGUGCUCGGAAUCAAUUUGGGGGAUC
Messenger RNA from Panicum virgatum (switchgrass), 722 nucleotides. RefSeq names its product putative lipid-binding protein At4g00165. The transcript has a single exon. The record is from RefSeq and is a predicted model, not a curated record. The coding region runs from base 50 to 418 and encodes 122 amino acids. Lineage: Eukaryota; Viridiplantae; Streptophyta; Magnoliopsida; Poales; Poaceae.